UNCCGAUUGAAGUUUACAGAUUAGUUAAUAAUAAUGAUUUCAUUUUCAUUUGCCUGCCGACUUUCAUCAGACAAACAUUUGCCUUUGUACGCAUCUAUUGCUUUACGAAUUACAGGUACCUAUCUUAUAUAUAAUAAUAAUUCAAGAAUGAAUAACUCUGACGUGGGUAACACUAAAAAGCGACACCGUUUAUCGGGAUCGGAGUAUAAAAAAAGACGUGCAGCGGCGCAAGCUGAAAUUGCCAAACAAUCCGGCUUAAUGCUUAAAUUUUUUAAAUCCGAACAUGAUGAUACUGUUGAAUCCAAAGUAAACAAUGAAGUUGUAAGAUCUGAAGUUACAGAUUUUAAUUCAAAAAUGGACAAUUCAAAUGAAAAUUUAAAUUUGGAUGUUGAAAUUAUUAAGGACCCUGCAAAGUGGCCUGUAAUUAAUGAUAAAAUGAAAUUACUAUUAGUCAAAAAUAAUCCCCUUCAAAUAAAUUUAAAUUAUUACCCAUUAGAUGAUUCUAAAAGAAAGUUUUCUAACGCUCACUACUUUAAGACAUUAUCUAACGGAGAAAAGCUAAAUAGGACCUGGCUUAUUUAUUCAGAGUCAAGUGACUCAGUAUUUUGUUUUUGCUGCAAAUUAUUUAAAAAAGAUUUAUCUUCUCUCUCUAAGCAAGGUACCAGAGACUGGAAAAAUAUAUCUCAUAUACUAAUACGGCAUGAAAACUCUCCAAAUCAUAAAAUUGCGUAUGAAGAUUGGAAAAUCCUUCAGACUCGAAUGAUGCAAGGAAAAACUAUCGACGAUGAAAAUCAAGCUUUAAUUCGAAAAGAAACAAAACACUGGAAAGCCGUAAUGGAAAGAAUUAUAUCUCUUAUUCAAACUUUGGGAAUGCAAAAUUUAGCUUUACGAGGCAGUUCUGAUAAAUUAUAUGAAUUCGACAAUGGAAAUUUUUUGAAAUUAAUUGAACUUCUGGGAAAAUUUGACCCUAUAAUAAAAGAGCAUAUUAGUAGAAUAACAUCUCAAGACAUACAUACUCAUUACCUCGGUAAAAAUAUUCAAAAUGAAAUAAUCCAACUUCUAGAUAACAAAAUAAGACAAAAAAUAAUAUCAGCAGUACAAAAUUCGAAAUACUAUUCUAUUAUUUUGGACUGUACACCUGACGUUAGUCAUAAAGAGCAGAUGACAAUGAUUAUAAGAUUCGUAACAGCUACCGAAAAGAAAGAAAAUGUUCCAGCAAAAGUUUCUAUAAGUGAACAUUUUUUAACAUUUAUUGAAUUACAUGAUACUACUGGUUUAAAUAUGACUAAUGUUUUACUUGAAACACUUAAAAAAUAUGGUAUUUUACUUGAUGACAUGAGGGGACAAGGAUAUGAUAACGGUGCCAAUAUGCGUGGUACACAAAAUGGUGUCCAAGCAAGAGUUCGUCAACUUAACCGAAGAGCGUUCUAUGUACCAUGCAAUGCUCAUUCAUUAAAUUUAGUUUUAAGUGAUUCUGCUAAUUGUUGUCUUGAUGCAGUUAUAUUUUUUAAUAUAAUUCAAGAAGUCUUUGUUUUUUUCUCUGUAUCGACUCAUCGAUGGAAUGUCUUAUUAAAACACAUAAAUAAUCUAACUGUAAAACCCCUUAGUGCGACCCGCUGGGAAAGCAGAUUAGAUGCAGUACGAGCUAUAAGAUUUCAAGUCAAAGAAAUAUAUUCAGCCCUUUUAGAAAUAUCUCAAGAUAAUUCGUUGGUAAAUCCUUCUGGAGUAAAAAGUCGCGCCGAAGCAAUUGGUAUCAUCAAUAAGUUUUUAAGCUUUAAAUUUUUGUGUUGCUUGGUAGUUUGGUACGAUGUUUUAUUUGAGAUAAAUAUUACCAGUAAAAUGUUACAAUCAAUAUCGCUUGACGUUUCUGAAACAGUUAAACAAUUAGAUUCAACUAAACAUUUUUUAAUGAGAUAUCGUUCUGAUGAAGGAUUUGAAAAUACAUUGAAGUCUGCUAAACUACUAGCAAACGAGCUUGGAAUUGAAGAUUCAUUUCCAUCAAUAGAUCAAAGUAGAAUUAGACGUACAAAUACACAGUUUAAUUAUGAGUCAUGUGAUGAUCCCAUAAUUGAUUCCAAACAAAAAUUCAAAGUAAACUUUUUCAAUGCAAUUUUAGAUAGAGCUAUACAAUCAAUUAACGAAAGAUUUUUACAACUUUCUGAACAUGUAAACUUAUUUUCAUUUCUUUAUGACAUUUCCAAAAUAAAAAAUAGCGAUGAACUUAUGACUCAUUGUAAAGAUCUACAACUAGCACUUGCAUCAGAUGACGGCUUAACUUCUGACAUUGAUGCAGUAGAAUUAUAUAAUGAAAUAACAGCUCUGCAAAGACGGUUCAAUGAUACAGAAACUAAUCCUCGAAUUGUUUUGGAAUAUAUUUGUGCAAAUCAAUUAGUUGAACUUUUUCCUAACACUUUUGUAUCGUUAAGAAUCCUUUUAACACUACCUGUGACGGCUGCCACUGGGGAAAGAAGUUUCUCUAAAUUAAAAAUUAUUAAAAAUUAUUUACGAUCUCAAAUGUCACAGGAUCGCUUAGUGGGCCUUGCAAUGAUUUCAAUCGAGAAAGAAUUAGCCUAUAAUAUGGACAUGGAAGAAGUUGUAUCUGAUUUUGCUAAUGCAAAAGCAAGAAAAGUCAAGUUUUAAUUUCUAAUACCAUGUUAAUAUUUAUAUUAUGAUUUAAUUAACUUUUAUUAUAUUACAAACUAUUUUUAAAUUGUUUCGUUUUAUUUAAAUUAGUAGAGAUUUACUUAUGUAUAAAUAUAUCAAUCUAAUCAAUUGUUAACUUUAUACAAAUAAAUAUAAUGAACUCAGAAUUAACUAUAUUUUAGUAAUGUUUAUGUGAAAAAAUAUUUGAUGUAGUAUUUACAUGUAUAAGG
Molecule: messenger RNA, 2873 nt
Organism: Daktulosphaira vitifoliae (grape phylloxera)
Lineage: Eukaryota; Metazoa; Arthropoda; Insecta; Hemiptera; Phylloxeridae
Product: zinc finger MYM-type protein 1-like
Exons: 2
Coding region: 34-2640 (868 amino acids)
Molecular function (GO): protein dimerization activity
Source: RefSeq, a predicted model, not a curated record